Molecule: messenger RNA, 7920 nt
Organism: Thalassophryne amazonica
Lineage: Eukaryota; Metazoa; Chordata; Actinopteri; Batrachoidiformes; Batrachoididae
Gene: casp10
Product: caspase 10, apoptosis-related cysteine peptidase
Exons: 12
Coding region: 111-1868 (585 amino acids)
Biological process (GO): negative regulation of extrinsic apoptotic signaling pathway via death domain receptors; proteolysis
Molecular function (GO): cysteine-type endopeptidase activity; protein binding
Source: RefSeq, a predicted model, not a curated record
UAGGAAACGGAAACGAAAGUAAAACACCUUAAAAGUGAUCAAAAAGUUGUCGCUUCUGCUCUAUUGUUUUUAUUUAGAUUCAGGCAGAAAGGUCACGUCUUAACAGAGUGAUGGAUUUCCAGAUGUUGCUGUUGCACAUAGGAAAUAACCUGCAGAAGGCAGAAGUACAAUCUUUAAAUUUUCUUUGCACUGACAUCCUGAGGCAGAGCCUCAGUUCAGUGGAGUCAGCCAGUGAUCUCUUUACUCGUUUGUUGGAUCAAGACCAUCUAUCUGCUAAGAACCCCCAACUACUAGCUGAUCUUCUCUUCACCAUCAAGCGCACCCGUUUGGUCCGUGAGUUUGGCCUUAAUGACUACUUGUCUACCACUCAAAGCAGCAUUUCUCCUUACAGGAAGCUGCUCUACAACCUUUCUGAGGAAAUUACUGAUGAUGACUUGAAACAUAUGAAGUUUUUGUUGAGCAGAAAACUUCCACGUACAAAACUUGAAAAAAAUAUGACAACACUGGAUGUCUUCCUGGCAAUGGAGCGCAUGGAUCUUCUCGGCAACACUAAGCUAAACCUGCUGGAAGAGUUGCUUAAGAAUAUCUGUCCCACUCUGAAUGACAAGAUAAAGGAGUUUGAAGAAAGUCAAGAAUGUAACACCAGCCCCAUCGCCCAAGAGAUGGGUCGACCAAGAUCUAUGUCAUAUCCUCUUCUGCCAAACCAGGCACAUUCUUCUUACUGUUCAGUAAACCUUGGUAUGUGUCAAACAUCAGGUACUGAGUUGUCAAAAUCUUAUGAACGUAUUCCACCGUCCUUUGAAAACCAGGAACUGUUACAGUUGUCUUCCGUGAAUUUGUCCAACACCUCUGUGGAUGAUUCCAGGGUGUCGGAUAAUACAGCUGAGUCAUUGUCACAUGAUCUUAGGGGUUUAAGCAGUGGAGGAAGCAACUGUGAAUCCUUCAAAGGUUCUAAAGUUUGGUCAAAUUGCUACAGAGAGAAUAGCUUGAUUGCAUUUCCAUCUAUGCUUCACAUCUUUAUGUUUCCCACAGAAAAAAGUGUCUUUUUGGAAACGCUGCAGUCUGCAGAAAACCAGACCUCCCUUAAAAAGGGCUUAGGAACAUACCCGAUGACAUCGGCAAAGAGAGGCAUCUGCUUAAUAAUAAACAACUAUGACUUCAGUGGCUCCAUAAGGAAUCACAGCAAUCGAGAGGGAACCAUGUAUGAUGAGAACAUCCUGAUGAGUGUUUUUAAGUGGCUCGGGUUUGAGAUGAAAAUAAAGAACGACUGUACGAGAAAACAGAUCCUGUCAACGCUGGAGGAGCUCAGCAAGAGGGACCAUAGUGAGGUGGACUGUCUGGCAUGCUGUGUUCUCAGCCAUGGCGCAGAGGGGAGUGUGUACGGCGUGGAUGGCGAGACUGUCAAGUUGAAGGAGCUGAUGGGACCGUUUGACGGAUUGCAGUGCCCAUCUUUAGUCGAAAAACCCAAGAUGUUUUUCAUCCAGGCUUGCCAGGGCACCAAGGAGCAGAAGCCAGUUGUUCUCCAGGCUGACGGUCCUUCACCUGUGCAGAUUUGCACCGAUGCUGAUGCACUGAAUGAAUCCAUUCCAUCAGAGGCAGACAUCCUCAUGGGGAUGGCCACUGUGCCUUCCUGCGUCUCCUACAGAGAGAGGAGUAAGGGCACCUGGUUUAUUCAGUCAUUGUGUCAACACUUGGUCCAGAUGGUCCCACAGGGAAUUGACCUAGUAUCCAUCCUGACACAAGUCAAUGCAGACGUCAGUCAAAAGAGCAGUCCCUGCGGUCAAAAAAAGCAGAUGCCGCAACCAGCCUUCUCGCUCAGGAAGAAAAUUGUCUUUCCAGUCCCCAGAGACCCCCCUCCCAUCUGUUAGGAUGACAACACAAACCUGUGUGUUUGACUUCUUUUGAUUCUUUUGGGGAUCACUGAAGUUGUACUUGUCGACCACCACACCUCAGAGGAAGCGUGUAAGAAAACUGUUGCCAUCAUUUUUACAGUAUUAAAUCUGUUGAGUGUGUCAAUCUAUCCAUAGAUGUUUAACAAUGUUUUUAAGGAGCAAGAUCAAAUCAUUGUACUUUUUAUUUGUGCAAGUAUUAUCAUUAUGUUUGUCCAGAUUAUGAUGAUGUGAAAUGCCCUGCAUUUUGAGGAGGGUCCAUCAAAAAAGUUCUUAAUGUUAGUAAGAAAAUGCCAGAGGACAAAGCCAAGACCCUCUUCAUCUGUUGUGUAGUUAAAUCCGACUAUGCAAUAUAUAAUGACACUAGAUGAGCAGUCUCCUUAACAAAGACAGUAAGGGCCCCUUCACACAUAACAUGAAGUUGGACGAAAGAAGCAGAAACUGGCUGAAAAUCCACAAACAAAAGACGAAAUGGGGAACCGCGAAACAUUCUACCUGCUGUUGGGAGGGACACGUGGUCGGACAAGCGUGCACGAUACUGUGGCGAUGGUUUCGUGCAUGCGCACAAACAGUGCGAGCACCUGGAACGUGUGACACUACAUCGCGCUGCUGCUGUGGGAGAAAAACCACACACCAAAAAAAAAAAACAACAAAAAAAACCCUUGCAAUUUCUAAUAUUUAAUCCAUCUUGUUGAGCUGACAAUCCAAGUAUGAUCCUUCUGUUCCUGUGUGUAUGACCCAUGGUCAGAGACGUCAAGUCAUGAAAUGACAUGAAUGAAGGAAGCAGUGCACUCUUAUCAUGUCCACACCUGCUGGUGCCGCUCCACCAGCUGGCCCAGUGUGUCCAGCAAACGGCGCACCGAAGGACAUACACCACGUCAUAUAGACCAUAGCUGACAUGGGUGAUGUGACAUUCAGUUUACCAGCUGAGUGUACACAUGAUCACAUGGUACAGUCUGCCAAUGUACGCACUGACACGGUCGCUCGAGCCCGUUGCAAAGGCGACGUGUUUUUAUGUAUUUCCAUGUAAGGACAGCAUGCCCAAGCAUGUGCCUCACCGUGGAGUGUUGUAAAGUGAUGUCUGUCAUAACACUGUACGUGUUCUCCAGCUGUGACUUUAGGGUCUACAGAUCCCAACAGCAGCGGCUGGUGUUGACACGCCUACCUUACCAAACGAACUCAGCUCAAAGAAAAAGUGUCACACUCUGUUCCUUUAUGUGACUAUUUAUGUUAUGUAUCUGUUAUGUAAUUAUGUAUGUAGUUAUUGUUGGAUGUAUUUAUUUAAUUGUCCCAUUCUCUGUGUUUUUAAUUUAACACGUCGUGCACUGAGCCGCUCUCAGCGGGAACCAUCGAUUUAUAUUUACUCACUAGAUGGUGGACCGGGCGAUCCGUUCAUUGGCUGGCUGUUGCCAAAGCACCGCCAUCUUGGUUAGUGUUUAACAACCAGGCAUAAAUAGAAAUCGAUGUGUAUGAUCAAUGUUUUCAAGAGAGGUUCAACAUAAAUCUGCAUUUUCCGUUGCUAUUACUGUUAUAUUUAUUCAAACUUAGUCCCACAUUUGUACAGCCACUAUUUGUCAAAACAAAUGCAGAAGAGGAUCAGACUAUUUAUAUAAUAGACUUGAAUGAAUUUGUUCGUCCCAGUCCAGAUGUUGUGAAGAGUUCACCUGGAGUUAUGAAUUUUGUUUACACUAUCCCAACUACUGAAGUCAUUAUCUUUAUCAAGAUAGAAAAUAAUACCAUCAGUUUGUCAAACAGAAACAUAUUUAAACACAUUAUGUCUGCCGCGACACAAGAUAUGAGUCUGAUCCUUAAUUAAUUUCAUCAUGAAAUUAAGUUAAAGAUGAUAAAUAAUCGUGAGUGAAAGUAAGAGCUUAGUGCGUUCGCAUCAUAUUAAAGAUAUUAGCAUUAAAGACUGCUCUUAACCUACCUGUGGUGCCGCUUUUACGCAGCACUCAAAUAAAAUAAAUAAAACGAAACAGCCACGCCGGCCAGUUUUGUUGGUACUGACGUUUUCCCCUUAAGUGUGUGUAUUAACUCCUAUUGUGUGCGCUCCACUCCAGUGGGAUCUGAAAGCACUACACUGGAAUAUGGAGUAUGUCAUAGAGAAAUUGAUCUCUUAUAUUAUUACCAGAAUAGCGACUGUCAUGUCACCCAUCAAAUUGAGAGAGAAAAAACAUUUCCAUUCUGUGUAUUUGCUCUUACGGAAUAUUUCAGGAUGGAAAACCUGAUGUGAAGAAAAAAACAGAGGCUAAUUAAAAAGGGAUAAUUUAGACUUAUGAAAGUGAGACUUCUAAUUGAAUCGCUAAACGAAUGGUGCAAUAUCUCUCAUGACAAAGCAUUCAGGCAGUAAAACUGAACUCACUACUUGACAGAAUACAGAUUGACACAAAAAAAAAUCAUUUUCUAACCUUUAGUCAGCAAUUUUAGUAAUUUCCAAACAUCAAUAUUGCAUAUAAUACACACUUAUGACUUACUCCACAAUCCUUUGUCAGCUUGUUACAGCACCCGAAUGGUGCACAAAACAGCAUUUUCAGAUCACUUUAAGCCAAGUUUAAGUCAGCGCAUUACCAAUUUCUAUUUAAUCUAAUGCCUGAUGAUGCAUAAUAACGCUAAGCAAGAUGGCGGCUACCUGGCAACAGCUCAUGCGCUGCAUCCGCCAUCUAGUUCGAUCGAUUAAACAAAUCGAUGGCUGGAACUGACGAGAGCAUGAGAGCCCACUCACACAUCUGCAUUGCUGGAGUGUUGUUCAUGUUGUUGAUGGCAAGACAUAUGUCCUCCAGCUGAAUUGCGAGUACAGAGUACACAGCAGUCAGCUGUCACCAGCUGGACAUGACAGCCAUCCAGAUGUGCGGGGCACUGGACAGCGAUCACACUGCAGCCACCUCAGCCGCACCUGACAAUGUUUGAUCGUAGGGGCAAGGAUGACACACUCCUCACGACAUCUGUGUUGCGGGUGGAGGGGGCAUGUCACACACACCACGUGUUGUGGAGGGGGGCCUCGCAUGACGUGUUGCUGGGUAACGUAAUGUGCUGCUUUCCGCACAGCCGGGUCGAAAGUAGUCGCCUGCUCUCUCGUGCUGUGCUGGCAGCGCGAAUGGCCCCCAACUUUUCUAAGUGCCCCGCAAGUGGUAUUGUAUGUUUGUGGGUGGCACCUGGACUCCGGCCGAGAGUGGGUCGAAUGGCCACUCGCACGGCAUUUGACUUUCGGGCGCUGGUGUGAGGCUGCCUCGAUCGCGUCAUUCGGCCACAGUUCGACAUGGACAAUGAUUUUGUGGAGCUGCUCAGCUGCUGCACGAUAUGUCCAACCUGCGUACGACAUGCCGUUCAAAUGUUCUGAACACGAUCAGAUGGCAGUGCGAUCUUAUCUUGCCCGCCGUUCAAAUGGGUUAACGGCGCAAGCGGCACGCAAAUAUAGACUGCAUGUGCCAUGCCCGAAUGAAUGUGGUGGCAACUGCAGUGUGAUGCAUUUGAGUGCAGCUCCGAUUUCUCACAAGUGCCAUUUGACUCCUUCGUGCGCCAUUCUGCCUCAAUCAUGUUAUGUGUGAAUGGGCCCUAAGGGAAGGUUUAGGGAACUGCAUUCCACUUGGCAUAGGACGGUGAUUUGAGACAUGAAUCUAACCAGGUAAGCAGAGUGCGUCGUCACGGACAGUAACAGAUGGAAAACAUGUCCAAGUCGGGACUGAGAUGACUAACGAACUAUAACAGAGGAAUAGUUGUAUUCAGAAGUUAUUGUUAUACUCCUGGUUGAGAAUAUGAACUUUCUGAAGGAUCCUCUUCACCAUCUGCUUAUGACAGUUAGUCACGGCAUGUACGAUUUCAGCUGUGUUCACAUUACUGCGGUCUUGCACUCAGCGCACUUCAUUAGCUGUAAAUAUUUCGAACUUCAAGCUAUUGUGUUCUACACAGUAUGCAAAUUGGUUCAAACUCAGAAUCUUUGCACUCGGGACCUGACCGCCAUUUCUGGAAUGUGGUUCCAGUGUUGGAAGGAGGCUUUAAUCAUAAUGUCUCAAAUGCCGUCCCAGGGACCCACUUUGAAAUCUGAAAAUCAUCUGGAGGCCCACCCAGAUCUUUAAUUACAAUUUUGAUUGGCACAUAUGAAGUAUUUCCAUGUAUACAAUACCAGUCAAUUCUUUGGACACAGUUUGACUGGUAUUGUAGGUGUGUAAAAUGUUGAAGUAGGUCAGAUUAAUGAACAAUAAUAUAUUUUAAAUCUUAAGGCUUGGUUUUAUUACUACUGAAGACAUUUUAAAAUUUGUUUUUUUCAAAUUUAUACAAAAUUUUAAAUCAGCCUUAAAAAAAUAAUUAAAUCACUGGAUUAAAGUUUAGCUUUACUGAAAUGCAUGCUUCUGCUUCCGGACCACAUCUUUGCACACUUAUUGGAACUGUUGCACUGUAGCACAAUUCCGAUAAGGUCUAGUUCUAUCAUGUUUACAUUUCAUAUACUGUGCUACUAGUUAUAUCAAACUGGACAGCAUCAUUUGUAAGCUGGCAUUUCUCUAUGCAGCACUGUUCCCCCUCCUUUUUUAAAAUUGAGUAUCUAAUUUGUUGUUUCACAGUUCUGGGAAAACAUGCUUUUCUUAGAUAAUGUGAACACAUUGAGAUUUGGGUGAUGGUAGUUAUUUUUAUUUCUAUCUAUUUUCUAUUUUUUGUUGCUUUUUUUUGUUUGUUUUUUUUUGUUUUUUGGUGGGAAAAAGGUACUAUAGGAACUUUUGUUAUACUACGCUGGAGCUUAUCUAAGAUGUAUCAGUUGAGGUUAUGAGCUUUUUUGUGUUCAGUGAAAUUAAUGUGUGCUUAAGAAAUGCAAAGGUUGAAAAGGAAUAUUUAGUGUCUUAUCAGAUCACUGUCACGAGACACCGAUACCACAUGCAGGGAUCAUACAGUGCUGCCAAAAUGUUUUUGUACUCUCGAGCUUUUUAAAUUUUUUAUAAUGGCAUAAAAAAAUCUGACAUAUUAAUUUUUUUUGUAAAGGAUGCCCUUUAAAUUCACAGUGAAAACAUCUUUACAACAUAACAUAAAUGUAGUAAAAUAUACAACCCAAAACAAUGGCAUGCACAAGUAUGGAUACCGUCAUCAUUUCUACUGCCAGUGUUCUUUAGAAAAGUCAUGAACGUUUCCAAAUCACUGCAUAUAUGUCUUAGACUUCAUUUACAUCCAUCUUUAACAAAUACAAACAGUACGGUAGUCUGUCUGUCUGGAGGAGGCAUUUCUCAAAAACUGAAUGGCUGUGUAAUAAGGAGACCAGUGAUAGAAGCCACCAAGACACCCUUGACGACUCUGAAGGAGUUACAGGCGUCUGUGGCUGUGGUUGGAGAAACACUGCAUCGUGCAACUUUUGUCUGUUGCGCCACCACUCGUAGUUUCUUAGUGAAGGGGAGCAGAGGAGGAUUUUUAUAGAAGAAAACACAUCAAAUAUCGGCUUGAGCCGCCCAUGUUUUCUGUUAAAUUGCUGCUGAAAUGAAAUGUCUUCUUUAAAAGAUCAUCUUUCUCUGUUCCACCAAGGAAGCAUAAAGGAGUCUCCAUUCAGUUUGCAUGUUUUUUCUCUCAGGUAGAACUGAUGAACUUUAUUUGCACAUUGUUGUUCUGCACUAUCCAGUUGUAUAGCUGAGAACAAACACAGAACAGCUUCUGCCAUCCAUCCGUUUUUAAAGAAUGUAGCUCUGUCCUGCAUGUAAAAUGUGUUCAGUUAAAAACCAAAAAAUACCUCAGUGUGGUUACAGAAGCGUGAAUCCAAGUUGGACUAUCAGCGUGAACUGAGUCAGUCCAUAAAGACUGCGCAUUUUUUUCAGAUCCACUAAAACCAUCAUGAGAAUGUACGUAAGUGCUUACCACGCUUAAAGAUCUUUAGCUGCAAAUAAUUUAGAAUGUCUUUAUCCGGAGUGAGGGAAAAACUAGGAAAUGAUUGAAGCUAAAAAAAAAAAUAUUCAUUUUGACUGCAUCACCAAGAAGAUGUGGAGACAAACUGCCAAUCCAAAAUGACAAAAGUGUUACUUAACAUUUACUCUCAGUAAUUUAUUUUGAACAGACGGCAGAA